CCCAGAAUACAAUGUGUAAUACAUUCUAGUACCUUCAAGAUAUCUCUCACUUAGUGGUGCGAGACAUAGCUGGCUCUAAGUCUCGCCAGAAUUACAGUCAGUCAUUUUACUGCAAACAUAUGGGGCUGGAUCAUUUCCAUUUGACUGCUCAGCCUUCACUUCGCAGCAGCACAAGCUCAAGUGACUCACGCCGCUGCACUCAUCACAAUAUAAAUAUCAUGAUUUUCCAGCUGCCUCCAAUUGCUUUUGUUCAUUUCCAUCACUUGCAACACAAACAUCAAAAGUGGUAAUCCAUAUUCAGAUCUCCACAUUGAAAGCAGCAGCGGAUUCCGGUUCUUUGGUCAUUGGCUCGCAGAUCAUCUGCAGCCUGACAGGGCUGACCGACAAUCGCUCAAUUCGCCGCAGCAAGGCAGACGCAAAAAGUACAUAGGCAACAAUAUCUGUACCUGUUUACGCCUUAGAGAAGUCGAAGUGGCAAUCAAUCAUGGCGAAACAACACAUCGUAAGGCUUGAUGGACGCACAGGAGAAGGUGGAGGCCAGGUGGUCAGAGUUGCUGUCGCCCUUGCUGCAUUAACUGGAACACCAAUUAUGAUAGACAAUGUAAGAGGGAAUAGAGCGGGCAAAGUCCGAGGUGGUGGUCUGAAAGCUCAGCACGUUUCCUGCAUCCAAUGUCUUGCAGAUGCAACGAAUGCAGAAGUAACAGGCUGCUCCGUGGGAAGCAAGACGGUUGAGUUCAAGGCAAACUUAUCUCCAGGAGAUAUCAAAGGCCGGAAUAUCAGGGUCAAAGCAGACUCAGCAGCGAGCAUCCUCCUGGUAUUCCAAGCUACGCUACCUUUCUUCCUUUUCGCAGGAGAUGAACCUGGCUCCCCAAUAACUCUUACUAUCCAAGGCGGGAGUAAUGUCAGCUUCUCUCUCUCGUUUGAAUAUCUGGACCAAGUCCUCUUGCCCGCCUUGGAGAGGUUUGGUAUCAAAGUCGAGAGGAGGCUAGAGCAUCGCGGGUGGUCCCAUGGAACCCCUGAAAUCGGCUCGGCGAAGUUCGUGAUCAAACCAGCAUCGCUCGGAAAAACAAUACAAGAACCGAACUGGCCAACUGAGCAAGGAAAUCUCACCCGGAUUGAUGUAUCACUUCUCGUCCCAGCACACAUGCAAGAACCUCUGAAGAAUGCAUUGACUGUGGAGCUUAGUAUCGUUUUCCCCGGUAUCGACGUCAACUUCCUACUUGUGAGAGACAGCAGACAUAAGGCAAGGAUAUACACUCUAUUAGUAGCUCACACCUCCACGGGUCUACGGUUCGGGCGAGACUGGUUGUACAGCGGAAGCACCAAGAAUCCAGAUUACGAGAAGAUCACCACGGAAAUAUCUCAGAGAGUUGUGGAUGAACUUGAUGCUGAGCUGAGGAAAGGAGGCGUGGUAGAUGAGUACCUGCAGGAUCAAUUGAUUGUCUUCCAAGCACUUGCAGGAGGCAGAUCUAGUAUCCCUCACACUUCGAAGUCUCUUUCCUCGGAUGGGACAGGGGUUGAUCGUACCGACGAGCCGUUUGGUGAGGGGAGCCUGCACACCACGACUGCGAGAUGGGUGGCGAGUCAAUUGUUGCCACAAGUCAGGUGGAUCGAUGGAGGUCGGAUAUGUGAAGGAGCUGGUUGGAGAACAUCAACGCCGGAUUUAUCGAUUGAGGAGCCCGUGAAAGAUCUGAAGCUUGGUUAAAUUGCCGACUCGUUCUAUAAAGAUCCAAGCUAAAUUACAUAUUUUCUGGUGUCAUUUCACCAGGUUGUUGAUAUAAGACUAGAAUUUCUGAAUUUCUCGCAAAUUCGCAAUCGCAAGAGUCCUAUUUAUUGGGCCACUCCUCGGAAACGUAGCUUUGAUUGGAAGUCUCCCACUGGGUAGUAGUCUGGCAGACUUGCAGUUGUAUGUCUUUUGUUUGUUUUCGGAGAGGAGAGGGAGAGGUGUAUUUGACGCGAGGUGUGCGGUAGACCUGCAUUGGAUCGUAUGGUCUUAUUGGGGCUUUCGACUGUGUUUCUCCCACUAAAUUCAUUGUGUUGUCUGAACUUCCAUUUUUAUGUCGCUGAAGGAAAUCUUGGUGCCGUUUGUCAUGUCAUUCAGCUUCUGAAUCUUUCCUGGCCGGCCGUUAUUCUCCUUUUGAGUGAGAACUUUGCAGCACAAUAGAAGUGCCCAGAUUAAGCCGAGACUUCACCCGAUUCUUUGAGAGCUCUGAACCAGAAGAUAGUAUUCAGAGCAACAGUCCUCAAGAAAAUUCGACGUUUUCGAAUUUUCGCGAUAAUUUGUCGGCUGAGGGUCAGCAGGCGCGAGCGAUGGUAGACGUUUUCUUCGAAAUACCCGAAUCGAAGCUAGUGAAGUUGUUCCGCGUACGGCAGGCGGUCGCGUCUAGUUGUCCAUAUUCUCCUCAGCGUGUAGUUCUGACUGGUUGAUCGCCAAGACGACUGUUUUUGUAUAGUCAUUCGGAUCGCCGUUGGUAAUCUUAGUGAUUGGCACGCCACGAGCGCUGGAUCGUCAACACAUGAAUGAAAGCAGCUACUCCAAGCAUAAUCCCAUAAAAUGUUACCUAUAUAUAUCAACUCUGCUCUCUCUAAACGACCUCGUCGGUCAAGGGAUUCUGAGAGCCACCUCUCUCAGGAUGCUUGAAAGAACCCAGAACGAUAUCCGAAUGUAACGCAACUACCAAAGAUGAUUUUUUGGGUUCGGCACACUAUAGGCUCGAAGCUCUCAAAAUGUUGUCGAGAAAGCUGUAGGUUCUGAGGUGUUCUGAAUGUUAUUGAAGAGGCAGAUAGCUUUCUCUGGGGCCGACAACUGACAAGGCACAAUAUCUGCAAGGAGGACUUGGCCAAAAUAUUCCUUCUUUGUGACAUAUUUAUUUUAGCAAUAAAGUUUUGCGGGCGCAGUUCCGACAUUGGAUGGAAAAUGAAGCAAUACGAACAAUAAUACGAAGACAUCUCAAAAGUUUG
This is a messenger RNA of Cadophora gregata, 2961 nucleotides long. RefSeq lists its product as uncharacterized. The transcript is spliced from 2 exons. Gene Ontology annotation, biological process: RNA processing. The record is from RefSeq and is a predicted model, not a curated record. Lineage: Eukaryota; Fungi; Ascomycota; Leotiomycetes; Helotiales; Ploettnerulaceae. Gene Ontology annotation, molecular function: RNA-3'-phosphate cyclase activity. The coding region runs from base 485 to 1705 and encodes 406 amino acids. Gene Ontology annotation, cellular component: nucleus.